Messenger RNA from Erinaceus europaeus (western European hedgehog), 2226 nucleotides. It is a transcript of the gene SNX31, whose product is annotated as sorting nexin 31. Bases 107 to 1426 code for a protein of 439 amino acids. The record is from RefSeq and is a predicted model, not a curated record. The transcript has 14 exons. Lineage: Eukaryota; Metazoa; Chordata; Mammalia; Eulipotyphla; Erinaceidae. Gene Ontology annotation, biological process: intracellular protein transport. Gene Ontology annotation, molecular function: phosphatidylinositol binding. Gene Ontology annotation, cellular component: early endosome.
CCACGUUGCGACUCAGAGUCAAGGGCCGCGCUCCCGGGAGCAGGGCAGGAGGCGAGUUGGUUGCCCUGGAGGCGGGUUGCGAGCGCGGGUCGCGGCGGGCAGAGCCAUGAAGAUGCACUUCUGCAUCCCGCGGUCCCAGCACCAGCCCGACGCGCUGGGAGGCCGCUUCGUGCUGUACUCCGUGUACCUGGACGGAUUUCUCUUCUGCAAGGUGCGCUAUAGCCAGCUGCAUCGUUGGAAUGAACAGCUGAAACGAGUCUUUGGCAAUUGCCUGCCACCCUUUCCACCAAAGUACUAUCUUGCAAUGACCGCAUCUAUGGCUGAUGAGAGAAGGGACCAGCUAGAACAGUAUUUGCAAAAUGUAACUGUGGACCCAAACAUGUUGAGAAGUGACGUCUUCAUUGAUUUUUUAAAACUGGUGCAGCUGGACACAUUUAGCAUCACUGCCAGGAAAGCCUCCCUGGAGAUAUUUCUGCCCAAUGGAAGGAGCAUGAAAGUGGAAAUCCUCACAUCAGAUACCACCGAAAGAGUCCUAGAGGUGGUGUCACACAAAAUUGGACUAUGUCGGGAUCUCUUGGGUUACUUCGGCCUAUUUCUUAUUCGGUUUUGCAAGGAGGGGAAGUUCUCUGUCAUGAAAAAAUUGGCAGACUUUGAACUCCCUUAUGCCAGUCUUCAAAGUUCUGAAGUGGAAAACUGCAGGGUUGGACUCAGGAAGUGGUAUCUGGAUCCAUCCCUUGACUCCAAGUUGAUGGACUGCAGAGCAGCUGUGGAUUUGAUCUAUAUGCAGGCAAUACAGGACAUUGAGAAAGAAUGGGCCAAACCUACACAGGCACAGAAGCAGGACUUAGAAGCUCUUCAGAGAGAAGCCAACCAAACAAAGUUUCUUGAGCUGUCGCAGGAGAUCCAGCACUAUGGAUACAUGCAGCUGGAUCCUUGCACCUGUGACUACCCAGAACCAGGCUGUUCAGUCACACUUGCUGUUGGCAACAGCGAGAUCAGCUGCUGCAUAACCCUGCCUGACGACCAGACCCAGAGCAUCACCUUCCAGAUGAGCAGCAUAAGGUGUUGGCAGGUCACAUUCUUCGGGACACUAUUGGAUAUGGAUUAUCACCAGAGAACUCUCAACCAGAGCUUGGAGCUCAGAUUUGAGUACAUCAAAGACAGUCACUCUGAAUGGUUUGUUAUUUAUACCAAACAGGCUUUUUUGCUGAGUAGCUGUUUGAAAAAGAUGAUAUCAGAAAAGACAGCAAAGAAAGCUGCAGAGAAUCCAGAAAUGCAGAUUGAAGUUCCAGAACAAGGCAAAAGUGAAAAAUACCACAUUCAACAAAUUCAGAGAGACUUUUCUACUUUUCUAUCAAGAAAAGGCAAGAUUAACACAGCUGAAGCUAACUACAUAUUUGGGACCAUAACAGAAGAAGAUCUUUGAAGAGAAAGACUUAAAAGUUGUUGAUUUGCCACUGAUUUAUAGUACUCUAACAUUCCUGAAACACACCUCUCUUUAUAUAUAUAGACCACACUAUCAAAGUCACACUUUGCAAAAUGUCCUCUAAGACUAGCUUGACAGUGAAAGACCUUGGAGAUUAAAAAAGAGCCUUUGUGGAAGAAAGUUGACCCUUUCCCACAUUUUUUUUUUUUUACAUUAAAUGAAUCAUACUCAUCAAGACUACUUUAAAAUUAUAUUAAUCUCUAGAUUAAAAAUAAAUAAAAAAACAAUGUUAAACAUUUUAAUUAUAACUAGCAAAUCCAAAUCCAAAUUCAUUAGUAUGAAGUCCAUUCUUUAACUCCCUUAAAAUAGAUGCUUACCUGGCUUCAUGAAUCUUUUCUAUGUCCUUCUGUUACAUGAAUGGAAAAGGGGUUUAUAGAAAACACUAUGAAGCAUUGGCGGUUAAAUUCUAAAGACAUGACUUAACAGUUGAGAAAAAUGUUAGUCUAAGAAAUAGAAUCAUUGAAAAAAGAAAUCUAGACUUCACUGAUCCCUCCCAGCACCAGAGCAAGAAGAUAGUGAAAUACUUAUUUGUUUCUUUAUAUAAUUCUGUGCUUAAGAAUAUCAUUGGGGGAGGAGCAUCUGGUUAAGCACACAAAUUAUUGUACGCACAGACCUGGGAUUGAGCCCCCACUCCCCACCAGCAAAGGAACACUUUACAACUGGUGAAACAUGUUUCUCUUUCUCUAUCUCACUCUCCCCUUUCAAUUUCUAUUUGUCCUAUCUAAUAAAAAUAGAAAGAA